Gymnogyps californianus (California condor) is the source of this 2871-nucleotide messenger RNA. RefSeq names its product proline rich and Gla domain 4 (gene PRRG4). Gene Ontology annotation, cellular component: extracellular region. The coding region runs from base 37 to 720 and encodes 227 amino acids. Lineage: Eukaryota; Metazoa; Chordata; Aves; Accipitriformes; Cathartidae. The transcript has 6 exons. The record is from RefSeq and is a predicted model, not a curated record. Gene Ontology annotation, molecular function: calcium ion binding.
CGGCCGCCGGAGCCUCGCCGGGGCAGAUACCACGCCAUGUUUGCGUUUUUGGUACUGCUGUGUCAACUACACGUGAUGAUGUUUGCAUUUCCUCACUGCACAGAGAGAUUAAAUAACUUGAAGCAACCUGAACGGAAAGACGUGUUCACAUCAGAAAAGGAGGCCAAUUUAUUCAUGGGACGACAUCUUCUGAAUAACAGAUUUGAUUUUGAAGCAUUCACAGCGGAUAACGUGGAAAGAGAAUGCUUUGAAGAGCUGUGCAGUUAUGAAGAAGCGAGAGAAGUUUUUGAAGACCCUGAUAAAACGAUGGAUUUUUGGAAAGACUAUUCAACUAAAGGCCCCAAAACAAAAAUAGGUGAUGAGACACUACAAAAGAUUAAUGUUACAGGACUUCUUAUCAGUCUAGUUGCUGCUGGAGUACUGUUAGUUAUAAUUGGACUGCUUAUCUUCUACUGCUGCAAAAGUAGAUGCAAAUCAAGGCAACCGCCAGGGUACUUGGAUUAUGUAAGAAGUAGAAGACGUAAUUCAUCUAGCGUCUUCAGAAGGCAUGAAGAACUGUCUUUAAACCCACUUCCUCUCAGAACUGAUGAUUCAGGACUACCAACUUAUGAGCAAGCAGUUACUUCAGAUGGACAACACAACGUGCCACCACCCCCUUAUCCAGGGCCCCCGAAAGGGGCACGGGUGUUUAAAAAGUCUAUGUCACUUCCUGCCCCUUAGUCACAAACCUCCUUCUGGGGUGAGGGGGGAUUACUGAAACAUAACAUACUUUUUUAAAAAGUGUGUGCUACCUUGCAUAUUGCAAGACAGUUUACAAAAAUGUGAAAGAUCUUUAGCACAACUAGGAACCAGUGAAGGUCCCAUUUGGGAAAAAGAGGUGAUCUGUUGCGAAGGCUGCAGGACUAUUCUUUGCACAAGGUUAUCGUGCUAAGAGGAGGCAAUGCAUAAAGAGUAAGUCUUGUACUGCCACCUUCUUCCAUAUGCACUUUGAGCCAUCCCAUCGCACUAUUGAUGUUUCAUUAAUAGUUUCAUCUUUUUUUUUUUCUUCAGAAGGAACAGUAUUUUAAUUGGUUUUGACACUAACCAUUUUUUGUGACUAUUAAUACUUUAAACCACCAUAAGAAUUAUACUUUGUUGUUUGAUAUAUUCACUUCACUGCUGUGUGAAUUUUCUAUUCAUUCUAGUAAUAGAGUAUGAAAAUGAUUUCAUGAUUUGAUCUUUCAACUGUAUAUGUAUUACUGCUUCUGGAUUACACUGGUUUGUUUUAGACAUUGCUGGUUAAUACACUACUCAAUUUGUUGUAUUUUUGCGAUUAAAAUUUUGGAUGAAAAGGAGCCAUUAAUUGCAUAGCACGUUACCCAUUCAGACAAAGUAUACUUUUAUCAAAUGGUUUUGAUGUUCAGCACUAAAUACCAGGUUGAAGUGAAUAAGCAGAGUGCUGGGUCAGGGGAUGUUAAGCAAAUAGCUAGAGAUUUGUCCCUUGUUAAAAAAGUACCCAGGUUUCACAGAUAAUGUUUCUCUUGCAGUUUAAAAAUUUAAAUGGUGAAAAAGACAUUGAACUUGUUGAAUCAAAGGCCAAACUGCCCCACAGAAACACUAUGCAUAAGUAUGUAUGGCCCUACUAGGAUGACAAAAUGAUACUUUUAAGUAGAAUAAAACAUCAUAUUAGAUAAAUAACCAGUAUCCACAGAGCAACAGUCAAGAAUUUCAGGGAGUUACUGGUUAACUGUAUCAAUACAAUUCCUGUAUCUCCAGUUGUAGCCACUCUUAAUUUUACAUCUUAUUGAAAUAUCAACCCCCAGCAUUAUAUGGCCUAGAGAUCUUGCUGAGCAAGUCACAGACCAACAUUGCUGUCCCUUUACCUCCUAGUCAGAUGGCACCGUAGUGGAAAAGGCUUCCCAUAGCCACACGGAGCUGUAUUACGAGGGUCUCACAGGCCACAUGCUGGGCUGGUGUUUUCUUGUAUUACAGUAGCUAUAUAGUUGCACACAUGCAAUGAAGUUUUUUAUGAAGCAACAAAUUCCACACACCCCCGCACUGCCCCCCCCCAUUUGACCAAUGCUGACAGCAGCAAAUGGUAUUUUAAUUUGGUGCCUAAAAUGCACUUUAUAUUAUAAAGGUUGAAUAUUUGUAUGUAACAUUUUACUGAAUUUUAUGUUUUUUAACAUGCUAGAACUUACAGUGCUAUUGAGUGAGAUGCAGAGGAUUGCUAUGAGGUUUUUAGUCUGUAAAUGCUUUUGUAAAGAAGAAAAUGCUCCAAAUCUUGGAAUAUAAAGAGGGUACAUUGAAAAUGCUACACAAGGAGGUCUUGCCCUUUGAAAAAUACAUACAAUGCAGCCACUACCAGUGGACAUUGGACUGUGUUCUUACUCCUAAAGCUUCAGCAUCAGAUUUGGCUUUUGACAAGUCACAAACCUCUCUGUGGCUUCUUUCUUGUUGAGAGAUGGGGGAAUCCCCUUGUUGGGAUAGCUUCAAUUCACUUUUGCCCUACUUGUAAAAGCAUUUUGAAGUUCUUGGAGGUUACUAUUCUGUAAGACUGAAAUAAGUGAAUUGUGCGAGAUCACUGUUGAUAACCAAAAUACAGAGUUAUGAUGAAGCUAUGGAAUUAUAAGCUUGCAAAAAUGUUUCUCCCAUAUUUCCUUGCCAUUUAGGUAACAAUUUUUAAAUUUGUUAAUGUGCAUCUUGAGCUAUAGAGCAUGCUUUUCUUUAGAUUUUUCCUGGGACUCAAAAAUGACUAAUUUAAUGGGACUGAUAGGAGCACUUUCAAGGAAAGGGAUUUCACAGGGCUUGUGAGAGUUCAGAGAUUCUUCAGUGUUACUACAGUGAUGUAUGCAUCUGGCAAAGUCACGUUUUAAAUAAACUACAGAAAUU